CCGCAGCAUUGCUACGUGUACUCAGACGGGGGUCGUAUGUACUCACUUGCUCAGCCAAUAUCUGCCGGUUUUGGAUUGCAUUGUUCCGCAUUAACAAGAAGGCAUCGGUCAGUCGCCUAGUGGCCAUGACUGCCUUUGUUACAGAUCGAAAUUAACUCUGGACUAAAUGCAGAUCAGGCGACGAGUUGUUAAGUUAUAGCCAAUGCCGCUGACCCGCAGCUAUCACACCGCCAGCUUUAGCUUUAGCUUAGCUUACGAUGAAUGAUUAGGGAGACUCGCGAUACAACGUCUACGAUGGGCGGCAAACGAAUUAAUCGAUAUUUAUCUGUCAAGCAUCGCCAAUGCUUUUGAAAGAAACGUGAAACAUGAUCGAGUAUCUCCCCACAAAUUCUUGGAUUCAGUGGUAGGUGGAUAAUGUUACUCCGCUCUGUGUGGCUACGGAAGUACGAAAACGUAAACACCUGCGUAGACUUCUAUUUUCUUCUUCUACGACUCAUUUACUGCAACUGGAGCUUGUUUUCGCCACCUAUCAUGGCGGGAGGGUACACGUCUUCUUUUUCUUUUUCUUUUUGGCGGUUGGCAAACCAGCUAAAAGGUGCAUUACUACGCCAACUACUGAACUGGAGUGUGGUUCUGGAUUUAGGCAGUUGUAUUUAAAUUCUGUGAAAUAAAUUUCUCUCUUUAAGAAAGAAUAGAAUCAAUUUGUUUGCCUGCUGUAACUUUGCUCCAAGUAUGCUUUCUAGUGUAAAGCUUAUAUACUUCUCUUUGAGUGAAUCCCUAAAUCUUUCUCUCUCCUGUGAAUAUAGGUUGCAGUCCAUAAUACAAUGUUGUAGUGUUUCUGGUUUAUUGCAGUCAGAACACAGUCCUGUUGGGUGUUUGCCUAUCAUAGAGUGUGCGGUUUAAUCCUCUGUGUCCUAUUCUGAGUCGUGUGAUUAUGCUUUCUUCUUUUCGAAUGGUGAAUGUUUUCCUUUCAUCUUCAACCUGUUGCUGAAUAUUGUAUUGGUGUCUUCCUGUAUCGCUGAUAUUCUGAUGUUCCUGCCCUGUAGAUUGUGCGUAUUUUGUAAUGAAUGAUUUGGCUUUACUUUUGCUUAUUGGAAUUUGCAUUUAGGGUCGACUUCUUUUUCUUCUUCUAAAAAAAAUUCUGGCAGGUUGUACGCAAGGUGCGUAAUGCUGGGAGGGUAGGCCCUAAUAGGAACAUGUAUUUAAUGAUAUAAAAGUGAUAUAGCAACUGUCAAAUAUUCUCCCCAUAUUUUAUGGUUCGAACUGUCUGAAGCUGCAGUAGAGGUCUAUUUUUAGUCACUAGCCCUCCACAUGAUUAUACCCUAGCUUUCUUGCCACAUUUUUACUGAUUUACUUAGUCUUGAAAGUAGACAGUUAACUUUUUUGUUGUUGUUUCUCUCAUUUUAGUUUUAUAUGCAUUGUACAGCUUUUCAAAUGAGGUAUGAGUAACAUUGAACACACCAUCCGUUAGGUACAGUGGCCGAGAACCACCACUGCUGCAAAUAAAAAAGACUGCAAAAAAAGAAACCGCAACAGAAGUUACUGAUGCAAAAAAAAGAAACAAAGCCCAUUGCAAAUAAAAAAAGAAAUGGUGAAGAUUAAAAAAAGCCACAAGGGAAGUCAACAAUGCAAAAAAAAAGUGGCGAUGCAAAAACACGAAAAAAAAAAAAACACAACUUAAAUAAAACAAAAAUAAAAGGAUCCAAAUCUUUAAAAAAGUCACAAUGGAAGUGAGCUGCCGGGGGCCAAUAAUGAUGACGCACCAGGGUUUUACAAUCUAGUUUUAUCUAGUAAAUAACUUUAUUUUUGCAACACCUCUUUUUUUGUAUCAUUAACUUCCGUUGUGGCUUUUUUAAAAAUCUGCACUGUUUCUUUUUUUAUUUGCAGCCGACUUCAGUUUCUUUUUUUUUCAUCAGUAACUUUCAUUGUGACUUCUUUUUUUUUUUUGCAUUCUUUUUUAUUUGAAGCAGUGGCGGUUCUCGGCCACCGUAGUAAGGCUAUUUGCUUUUUACUUAUUAUACCUUUUAAUUUCUGGGCAGACAUGACAGAAACACUGAGUCACUAUACCUUUAAAUUUGACUUUUGACCUGACAACCAGCACUUCAGUUGCAAUCAGUGAAAUGUGUUUACUCUCAUUGCUCCAGCAUAUCUUAUCUAGGUCAGUUUGAUUUCUAUGUCCUCUUAUGUUUCUUGUUCAGAUUAGGGUUUAAGUCUGGCUUAAUUAAAAUCUACUCUCCAAAAGUCCAACAAAUGCUUUUCUAAGCAUAUUUUUGACUCAAGAUGUGAUAGUUUAUCGACACAGUUCACACAUUUAGAAUUAGAAACAAUUAAAGUUUUUACACCCAGUAUUACGUCAAUGAAGCUGAUGUGAAGAGGCUAUCAUAAAUCACACAGGUGCGUGUGUUUAUCACGUUGUACGUGUUUAGAGGUGGUGCCACUCACUGUAAUUAUGUGGCUCAAAGCUCCUCCUCCGCCCACUCUUAAUCCCUUAUAUCCGCUAAUACAGCGCGGCAGACAUUUCCACAGAGGCACAAGCUGCCGUCAACCAACAUCCAAAAGUCACAUGCUGUGGAGCUACAUGGUCGGGACAAUUUAAUAUUUACCCCCCAGCGAAGGACUGUGGAGAGUUAAAAAGGUAAGACUGGGUACACCCCCUACUCCUGCCUGCCUGUCUGAAUGAAUGAAUGAAUGAAUGAACACCUGUGCGACUCCGAGAGAAAGUGCUGCUGUCAGGCAAACAAGUAUCACAUCAUAACCCGGCAUGGUACUGCUCUUUUCAAAGGAGUUGUCUCAAAAAAGGUUCUUAUUUGGGUUGAUGAGUUUUUGUUUGUAUGUUUGUUUGUUUUAGAUAUAAGCCUUGAGUUUGAGUAAAGGUUAGGUAUAGCUUCAUCCAGUUUAAGUUUUCUCAAUCACUGCACCCUCAAUGACAGGUAGGCCCACUUUAUUUUGUUUGUUCUCUGCUACUACCACUUUUCUCUAUUUGAUGCUGGCACACCUAUUGUAACCUGCAGUAACUUGUGUAGUGUAUGGGAAGCUAUAGAUUCCUGGUGUUGUUGUAAACAUAAAAUGUCCUCUCUUAAUGUGGCAAGUAUAGGUUUAAUUUCCAACAGAGACUGUGUUGAUGUAGUGGAGAAAUCCCAGCCGGUCUAGAUAUCAUGACCCAGACACUGUGAUUGAUCAGUGCCCACAGAGAGAGGAGUGUUUCAUUCACUAAUAGCAUGAGCAAUCCAAAGAAUGGAGGCAAACCAGUUGUGAGUCACUGCCAAAAUACUGAAUGACAAAAACGCUGUUGCUAAAAGACUAUGUCCUAGUUUGUGCACCUUCUCCUGAGGUGAGUGUCUUAUCCUGUCGUUGUUCUCCUCUCUGUCCUCUUUGACUCUGCUGUCCCAGUUAUCACUUUGGUCACUCAGCCGAUCAGUAUGGCCUCCUCCGAUGAUACUGAAACAUCUCUGACUCCUGUGGAUUUUAUUCAGCUGCAGCAUUACAUGGAAUGUAAGUCUCACCCUCUCACUUAACGUAUUUUAGCUAUUGUGACAUUACUGGUCGUUAAAUGUGGUAUGUGAAACAAAAAGGUCAGCUGGGGUGAUGUUUUUCUGAAGCUCAUCCUGUCCCUGUUAAGGGGGACCUUUAUAUCCAAUCAGGACUGAGUACUUUGAUCAUUUAUAGGAACAUUACCAAGAACAUUAACUCAGGUGCCACACUCCAGUUCAGUUUUGAGACACCUUUACCUUUCUCCUGUGUUAGCUUUUACUAAGGGUCGGUUUUGACCCGUGUCUUAGAUCAGCUGUAAAUUACACUAAAAACAAUUUUCUAUCUUCCAAAUUGGUUCUCAUCUCUAGGUUACCUUGUUAGGCUUCAUUAUCCAUGAAAUUAUUGUUUAUAAUAGUUUUUGUUGUGGACCUCUGGGCCUUUCUUUGUCAGUAUACCCCUCACAAAAACAUCUAUACUAAACUGAUCUCAUAUGUCUGGACAUGUCCAUUGUUGUUUUUUGUGCAGUGAGACAUGGCAAAAUGAGAAUUUCCUAAAUCUCACAUGAUUGGGAAGUGAUAGUCACAGUUAUACAAACAUAAUGCCAGGGAAACAAAUAGGGGGUUCAAUAUCAGGGCUUUGACUGUGGUUGCUUUUCUGCAAGCUGAUGGAUCACUGCUUUACUUUCGUUUUACUUCCUAAAACUCUCCAGUGGAAAUGUGAGCAGCAGAACUCUGUAAUAAUAGACACCAGCAACUUGCUAAGAAAGUUUAAGACUCAGACAGUGUUUCAUUGAAGGAUCAUUUAACAUCAACUCACAACACCCCUAAAAUAAAAGUAUAUUUUUACACUGGGUGUUUUAAGCCAUCACAGGUUUUGAUGGACGUGCUGAUAGGAAAAAUUAAGUAUAAAGAUGAGGCUAAAAAUAUUCCUGUGUACUCUCAGAGGCUUUCAAAUGAAGUGGGUGUGUAGGCUUUCAGUGUUGGGGGGGAGACUUUGCUGGAUAAUGGAGUGCUACAUAAUUACACCUGCAACUCACUGGACCUGAGAGACCUAAAUAUAUGGCUGUGUGUUUCUGCUGAGAGCAGGGAGCAGACAUAACUUCAGAUACACACUGUACUUUUAUGUCCACUGUUAGUGAUGUUUGUGUCCCAAUUCAGCACUAAACAUGCUCAAAAUAAGGCCCCUGAGCAGAUGAUGAAAAUCUGAAUGAGUUACCAGCUUUCCUGUUUUUGUUGUUGGUUUGUCGUCUUUAUAAACCUUCUGGUUCCUCUGCAGACAGCAGUUUGCGGGUGAAAGAUGUGAUAAAAGAGUUUCGUCCAGGAGGUCAACUGGCCCAACACACCUUUGGGGAGGUAUGUUUUUCCUGAAUGGGAUUUAUGAGGCAAAAUGUAAUUUAACAAAAAACAGACAUUCAGAGCAUUUCCUGUAAAGAAAAAAAAAAUCCCUAAAAUAAUAAAAUAUAAUAUCAACCAGAUUUUUUCCCAAUUUAUUUUAUGAACAAGCUUAUUUUAUGUGACCAACGACAACUUUAUUCCUUUUUUAUAUAACUAGUUAUAAAUCACAGUUUGCAAAAAUGACUUGGGAUUCAAUUUAGUUUUUCGAAAAGUAUCCUUAAAUCAUCCAUGAACGCCAUCAUGAGUAUAGAUAUUGCAAUAUCACAUGGUUUCAGCCUUUCAGAGUCCUCUAAUAAAGACUUUCUUUUUCUCUCUACAGUGCGUGGAUGCAGUGGGCUUCUGUCUUUUUCUGAAGACCUACCUGGAAGUGGAUGACUUACCUGCACAUUUCUGCCAGCGUCUUUUCCUUUAUUUUCAGCAUGUAGAGCAUGAUGUGUCCGCAAAAAGCCCCCAGCCCAAAGCAGGUACAUUAUUUUGCAGUUCAAACUUUUUUUAAUGUACCAGCACAGGGCAGAUGUUUAAAGGUAGAAACUGCUCUGUUGUCAGGUUCAUGCACAAAAAACUUGAUUGCUAAACAGUGUUACUAAGUGUUUUUUUUCUGUUCGCCACUUUGUCUUUUUUUCGUCUGUAAGUCCUGCGUCACAGGAAUGGGGCCCUAGCCUCGGAGAUGAGUGCAACUCUUUCAAAAAAACAUUAAAUUGAGGAUUCAUGAGUGUUUUUUUUUUUUUUACUAUUUCUUAAUCUUCAGGUGGGGUGUUUCUCCGGGAUGUGUCCUGUUACUUCUCAGUGCUCGAGGAGGGACAACCACGAGAGAAACUUGAAUGUGGGUGUUAUCUUUUUUUUUUUGAGCAUUUUGUGACAUGUUUUUUUUUACAUGGUAACUGUUUCUAAUAAACCUUGAACACGUAUAAAUUACUAGGAUGAAAAUGCUGCCUGAUAACUGCAUGACUGUUUUUUCUUUCUAGUUACUUUCAAACUUUACGACAAAGAUUCCAAUAAGCUCCUGGACUGUUCUGUAAGUUACUUUUAAAUCUCUUUAAGUUCUUUCUCCAGUUACAUUUAAAGGGAUAUUCCGGCAUAAAAUAAAUUUAUGGUCAAACACACUGUAACUCUGAGUUAGACACCCUCUCGAGAGAUGAAUGUUGCAGACCGCUUGCUUCUCUAGAUUUACCAACUUUAGUAAUGACCGCGCGAUAGCAAUACACAGUGGUCUGAGUAGCCAUACACAGACCUCAACCAAAACGCCACUCUAUAACCACAAAUAAUGCUCAGAACAUUACCUAACUUCAUCAACAGUACAUAUAGGGUCCCAGCCAUAGUACCAGCCACCAAACAUCCUUGUAGCUCUGCCUAAUUUAACUAAAGAGACUAAACACAACUCACCUACUCUCUUCCAGCAACUCCUUGUUUGUAGCAAAACCUCAGGCCAGUCCAUUACGGACUGCUGUGGGGUGACGCUGCUCAAGGAAGAACAUUUAUGAUCAUUACUUCAUGGAAAUACAAUCAGACCAAGACGCUAAACCAGAAGAACUACAGCGCCUGCAGUGCAAAAUGAUUAAUAUGGUGAUUGUUACUUCAAGGAAAUGAUAAAGUAAUGAUCAUAAAUGUUCUUCCUUGAGCUGCGUCCCCCCGUGUUACAGUGUGUUUUACCCUAAAUUAAUUUUACGCUGGAAUAUCCUUUUUAACUUUGUUGAAUUGUGUACCCACUUUAACUGAGUUUUAAAUUAAGAAAAAUAAGGUUACAUCUAAACCAGCUGAGAGUAUAAUCUUUGUACUCUGUCCUUAAGGAGGUGGAUCGUAUCAUAACCCAGAUGGUUCGGGCGGCUAACUACCUGGGCUGGGAUGUGACUGAACUCAGACCAGUAUGACUGACAAGUCUCACUUUUAUGGCUUUUUACAGUUAUUUACACUGCAUGUUUUUGUUUGUGCUAUACUGACAUCGUUUGCUUGCUUGUUCAUUAUAAGAGUGAUGUCACUGGUGUAAGAAGAUACUAAGAAUGAGUUCUUGUUUUGAACAGGUACUAAAGGAGAUGAUGACAGCCAUCGAUGCGGAUGGCAGUGGAACCGUCACUCUGGAGGAGUGGGUGAAAGGCGGCAUGAAUAAUGUGCCUUUACUUGUCCUGCUUGGGCUGAAGGUGACUCAGCAAAGCAUUUGAAUCUUUUUUAAUUCACUGCACUAUAAUUUAUGAUCUGUUGCAUUCAUGUUCUUUUAUAAAACAAACCAACUGCACCUCAGUGGACAACACAUAUAGUUUUCGAUUUGAACUUUUGUUGCCUCCUCUCCCACAGGUGACAGAGAGGGACGGGCAGCACAUUUGGAGGAUGAAGCACUUUAACAAGCCGACAUACUGCAGCGUGUGUCAGGGCAUGCUGCUGGGCCUCGGAAAGCAGGGACUCUGCUGCACCUGUAAGAGCUCACAGCAGCCAGCAGGGGGUAGCCAAGCACCGCACAUAGGGCAAAUGAUGCUAGAGGGGUCUUUUUAAAAUAGGUGUCUGUUGUUUUGGUGUGACCACAACUUGCACUGAACAGAACUUUAUCUAUUACAACUAAGGAAAACUAAGGAGAAAUGUGGUCAUCUUAACUUGAAUGUUUUUGUUUUGCAGGCUGCAAGUAUACUGUCCACAGUCACUGUGCCAACAAGAAUCCUGAACCCUGCGCUCGAACCUUUGUCAAAUCUAAGAAGGAUAUUGGUGUAAGAAACACACUUUUCGAACAAGUCUUCCAGUCCUUACUAGUUUCUGCCAUAUUUGGUGUUUGUGGUUUUUCAAUCUUUUUAAAAACAGUUUAUGCGACAGUUGACAAAUCUGAGGAUAUAGAUUUUUUGUUAAAGACUAUAAACCUCUUAAUUAAACAAAAGCAAAGUCUAAAACAAAUAAGAUAUUAGUUCAUGCAAUGCCUUUUAACAUCCCGGCUGUUUUCAUCCAACGUUUUCAAGGAUGAAUUAAAUGUAACUUUUAAAAACAUGUUAAAAGUAUUCAAAUUUAUUUCUAGACAAGCUUUGUACGGGUACUCAAAAAGAAGUAAAAAUUGCAUUUGCUGGGUCAUUUAGGGCUUUUUAAGUCAGUGUUUGAAUGGCCAUGUUUCUUAUUUUUAGAAAGAAUAAUUAAAAAAAAGAAACAAAAACAGGUCAUACAAUGCAUUAACAUGACUCCUAUAUGAAAUGUUUGUAUCUUUACGCCAACACGUCAUGUUAAAACAUUGAUUCUCCUCUCAAUAAAAAAACACAAAUGUGACAGGCAGCAACAUUUAAAGGAUGAAUAACUGAGGUUGGUGCAGCCUGUCAGUGUUUUUUCAGCGAUGGAUUACAUCCGGCACAGUCUGCUCUGUACAUCUGUUAAGUGUCCUAAUUUUGCGUGAGCUUGGACAAUGAUCCAUUUGCUGGUGCAGAAUCUGAAAAUAUAAGCCUCCAUUUGAAUUGCCUUGAAUAAACCAUAUCAGCAAACUGGGCAAAUUAAAAACUGGUUAAUUGUGCAGGGGUAUAUGAUCUUUGACAUUUGCUGAUCUUCCAUUUAUUGAAUAUUCAAAAUGAAAGAAGUGAAUGUGGUGAAUGAAACCUUUUCCUCAUCGCUUUUUGUUUACUCAUUUGUGUCUCAGGUGGCAUCUCAUGACUGGAUCCGAGCUGACUGUAACUCCACCAAGUGUCAGGUCUGCCAUAAGAAGAUAAAAACUUUAGCAGGGAGACGUUGUGUGUGGUGCCAGGAGAUGGUAAGGAAUGUUUUUUUUUAGUGCUUUUGAAUGAGGAGGAUGCCUGUUUUUCUGCUCACCAAUGUUUGUUUCUUUUUCAGCGUCAUGAUGAGUGUCUUCUCUCCGGCUCACCAACCUGUGACUGUGGACUGCUGAAAGAUCAUAUUCUGCCUCCAUGGGCUAUAUACUCUGUCUCGAAGGUGAAAAUGAGCAGCAGUGAUGAAAACAUUCAUGCUUAAGAAUUUAACAUCAUUUUAAAGUAACUGUUUCUGCGUCGAUUACUCGUUCUGCAGGAGGAGGACACCAGCUUGUUAAAUGUCACCCCUGAUGGACACGUCUUGCAGGUGCUGUUACCACAUUCUCUCAACUUUUUAAAUACAGAAAAAUUUUAAACACUUGCAUCCAGUUAGAAAUAUAUUAAUCUAUCUAUCUUUCAUGGCAAUUCUAGCAUUUUAUCAACAUUUUGAAACAAAAAUGGCAAGUAUUUUUAUUCUAAAAAGGGAGCUUCUUUUAAAAAGAGCUGUGUUUUCUUUAUUUAGCAGCAGCAGAUGUUUGAAUAAUGCCUCCUCAAAGACUCUGCCUGACUCACCGCUUGUGUCUCUAUAUCCUUACAUAUGUAUUUCCAAUGAGUUACAUGAAAUACAAGAUCUUAAUCUGCUGUGUUUUUUCUUCAGAUUCUUCCAAUUCCAGACACCCACCCACUGCUGGUGUUUGUGAACCCAAAAAGUGGAGGAAAACAGGGUGAACGGUAGGCGAUAUAAAAAGAUGGAUACAGUAUAUAGUGUCUUUUGCCACAAAUGAAAAAGUUCUCUUACUUGGGAGAAACAUUCAUUUUCACUUUGAUUUGUGUUUUAUCACAGAGUGCUCAGGAAGUUUCAGUACCUGCUGAACCCUCGUCAGGUGUACAACCUGUCCAAUGGAGGUCCAGCACCAGGGUAGAGUAUAUUUCCACUGCUUUAAGACUCACUGUCAGACUUAAUUGACUUUCUUCACAUCACUGUUGUCUUUGUCUUUUUUAGACUCCACUUCUUCCGCAAUCUGCAUGAGUACAGGAUCCUGGUGUGUGGAGGAGACGGCACUGUUGGGUGGCUUCUGGAUGCUAUAGGUGCUCUAGAUCCCUUUAGGUUUCAGAAAGGAAAUGCAGUAAAUGAUCUCUAAGGCUGAAUAUUUUCCCUGUGAUUUCAGACAAAGCAGACCUGCAGGUGCAUCCUCCUGUAGCUGUCCUGCCUCUGGGCACUGGGAAUGACCUGGCUCGCUGUCUGCGCUGGGGAGGAGGUAAAACCAGCUCAUCAAACUUUAUUACACUCAUCUGUAAACAUGCUGUAAACUAUUAAAAGCUUUUUAAUGAUCCCUUGAUAGGCUAUGAGGGCUCAGACUUGAGAGAGAUCCUGAAGGAGAUAGAAAAUAGCGAGUUGAUUGCUAUGGACCGCUGGAGCAUCCAGGUCAUACCAGAAGACCCCCAGGAGGCCGGAGACCCUGUGCCCUAUGAGAUCAUCAACAACUACUUUUCUAUUGGAGUGGUGAGUUGAAGUAAAACCUCAGCUGAUUUUUGAUUGAGGGUACGAAAACAUUUAUGGUAUUUCCCAUACAGAGACAUGAGUAUUUUGUCCUAACUAUGACUUACUGUGAUUUUGAUGUCUGUCCCUGUGAGCAGGACGCCUCGAUUGCUCAUCGUUUCCACUCCAUGAGAGAGAAACAUCCCCAAAGAUUCAAUAGCAGGUAUUAAUUCAAACAAAUUGUAUAAAUAAAGAGUAAAAAGUUAUAUUUUUGAUCAGUUGAGCUCUUCUUGUUUUUCAGAAUGAAGAACAAACUUUGGUAUUUUGAGUUUGCGACCUCUGAGACCCUCUCGUCUUCCUGCAAGAAGCUGGGAGACUGUCUCAUAAUUGAGGUUAGAAUGUCUAACACAGUCAAGUAGCUGAUAUAUCAAAACUCAGCCUGUGUACUCAGAAGAUCAUUGCUUCCUCCAGUGCUGCGGGAGACCACUGGAAUUGGGUAGCAUGCCUCUAGAGGGCAUAGCUGUACUUAACAUACCCAGCAUACACGGCGGCUCCAACCUGUGGGGAGAGUCCAAGAAGUCUGAUAGUGUGCCAGAGGUGGAGCAUAGUGAUGUUAUCUCUGACCCUGACCUUCUUAAAACUAUCCCACAAGGUGAGGCCAAGCAGGCUGUAUUUCUUUAUUUUAUUUCUAUGCUCAGCACUCAUCUAUAGUUUCUAAAAUAUCUCAUCUGUCUGUCAUCAACUUGGCUGUUUAUCAUACCUCUGUAAGCUUUGAAAAACUCUUUUAACUUGAUCUCUCUCUCUGUCACUCUUUCUCUCUCUCGCUGUCUCUGUCUCUUUCUCUCUGUGUACGUAAUGUUACUCCUCAGAUAUGAGUGACAAGCGUUUGGAGGUUGUGGGGCUAGAGGGAGUCAUAGAGAUGGGACAGAUCUACACUGGACUGAAGAGUGCCGGACACAGAUUGGCACAGACUUCCCAAAUUACUAUCAGGUAUGCACUUCUACCCACAAAAUAUAAAAAAUGAAGAAUAUAAUGAAGUCGAAUAUGAUCCUGGAUUGCAUCCUAUGAAGUAACCCCUUGUAUUGUCAGCCUCUAUGUGCACAGGCAUGUGUUGAACAGGCAUGCAAUAUGUUCAUACAUGGUAAAAAUGGUGCAUUAUAGCUCUUCCCUGUUUGCAGAACAAGCAAAGCCCUGCCCAUGCAAAUUGAUGGGGAGCCGUGGAUGCAGCCUCCUUGUACUGUAAGUAUAAAUGACCAAAAAACUUAAAGGAAACUGUCAAAAUAAAAACGUGACAUAAUCAAUGAUAAAAAAAAAACAAAACGUCACAUUGACUUGUAAUAUCCUUAGCCUGACAAGAGCAAUAAGGGCUUUUGUUUAACUAAGUGUAGACAUGAUAGUUUUUUGACUUAAUUGACAUUUUUAUAUAUCUUAUGAAUCACUUAAGUACGCUUAUUUUUGCACAGAGUAAAAGAUUUUUGAGUAUAUGAAAAUGCCAUUAUCACUUAUGGAAUUGUUUUUUAUGCAUCGUAGAUCCACAUAACUCACAAGAACCAAGCAAACAUGCUGAUGGCUGCACCAGCUAAACCGUCUGGCUUCUUCCAUCUCAAAUAGAAUAGCAGUUCCUCAAACCAGCCUGCUGAGUGUUAACAGACCACGUGCUGUAUUAUUGUCAAAAUGCCAAAGGAUGAGGGUUAAAAACAAGAAUUAAUUGUCCAGUGUUUAUCUCUGUGUUUAUUUUAUGAAGUAUUACUGUGUUUGUCUUUUGCUUUAAACCUCUAGUGUAUUUAAAGAAUAUUGCAGACAGCUUGCACUCAAGCAGAGACCGCACUGACAGAACAAAAAGUGACAAUUUUACUCCUCAGUCUCAUUGCUGCUAUUGUGCCAAUCAAAAUGUGAUGAAUCCAUGUUGUUUGUGGUUGGAAAUAAAAAAAAAAAAGCAAAACAAAUUGCUGUUUAUGCUGCACACAGAUGAGAAGACGCUGCAUUUUAUCUUUGUCAUGAUAGUUUUAAAUUUUGUUUAGUCCUGCUUGCAGAUGUGUUUUGUUAAGUCAGUGUGUACUUCAUAACACAGUGAAAAAAAUGACCUGGCUUUCAUCAGCCUGCAGAAUUUAUGGCAGCUCCCCCCUAUGACUUCACUGUCUAACUUAUCUAUCCCUAUGCCGUUUACUUUCAGUGUUUUCUAAUGGAAAGAAACUUAAUCAUGUGUUUGUGUGUUCACAGUUACAUAGGGAUGUAGUUUUAAACAGCUGCUUUAGUUUUCAAUCCAUUAGCCAGACUUUAUUUUUAUAGCACUUAUCAUACAACUAAGUGUAGCCAGUGGUUUACAUAAAUAGAAAAUCAAUAAAGACAAGCACAUAAUACAAAAAUACAUGAUGUUGAACUCAACAAAAUGGCAGCUGAGGAGCUGAGAAAAUCAUGAUUUUAAUAUAGUAUUAUAGUACUAUAGUAUUUUAAUACUCUGAGGUUCAAAUAUUAAAACCACAAAUAGCAAUUAAAGAUCUUUAACUAAAGACCUGAGGGCUCUCAUGGGCUCAUAAGUAUAGAGCAAAUCUGAUAAAUAAGCUGGAGGAAGACUAGAGCAGCUGAGCUGAGAAAUGUUCUUUUUCUAGGUGAACAGAAACAAGGGCACUAGAGUUAUAAAUAUAUAAAUAAAUAUGGCAAGUGAUAAAAACAUGAAUGAGAGUCUCUGCGAUGGGAUGAGGAAGAUAAUGCUUGCAAUGAUUUUUUAGUUUAAAAAUAGCAUUGUUUUUUCUUUUGUAUGAUGUUCAAAACAGGUUUUGAUCAAACAUCACUCCUGCUUAUUUAAAAGCCUGUAGCUUCUUUCUCUCUCUCUCAGAGAGUCAGCACUAAUGAUUAGUCCUGAUCUUUGUCCUGGUUGAGCUGGACAACCGGAACAUGUGGUAAACCAUGACUACCUGUUAUAUUAUAUUAUUUUAGCUGAAAAAUACAGCUAAAAAGAUAUCAGUUGACUCUGGGACAUUGGGAGACACAACAAUGUAGAGAUGCACGUCUUUCCCUCUAACACUGAAAAAGAUAAUUGUAAAAUAGCUCAAUGUUGUAUUUAAUAUAUUUAACGCACUGGAGAAGAGUGUAUAGUUAGCACUAUCACUCUUUGUAACAUAUUUCUCCCAUUUCUCAGGUCUCUUAAAAUCUAAGUAGACAGAAACCCAAGGAAUGUAGUGAAGUUACACAAAUCACUUGGUCCCUUCGUGCACGACAUUUUGUGGCUGAAAAAAAAUGGGAAAUAGAUGCUGAGGUCAGCUUUUAUUCCCAGUGAUGAGCAUCUUUAAUCUUGAGGAGACUACUUUUGUUGUGUUUCCAUUGUACUAACUGUAAAUACAUUUAAUACGCUGUAUGAUCAUUAAACAAGAAUUGUGCCGUUGUCCUCUUGCAUGUGUGUCCUUAAUAGUAUUAUAAACUUAUGGGGCUCAUUGAUAAAAGUCACAUCACUACAUUUCAAGAAUGAAAUCCUCAGGCAGAUCACCAUUUAUUUCCCCAGAUCUGGGAGGUCAGUUUCACCUCAGAUUUUUUCUUAAAAAGUGGUUUUACAGCUUGCUUUUGUCUUCUGAUAACAGACUGAUUAAAUAUUAUAUUUAGGGCUGUUUGAAAGCUGUAAGUGCUGUAGAAUGAGAAAAACUUGACCCAUAAUGCUUCACAACAUUUAUUGUGAGAAAAAAAUCGUCAUUCCUUACUCAUUCACCUGUAUAAGACUUGUUUUACAAAUUGUAUAUCAAUAAAACCCACCCUGCGUUACAGUAAAA
Xyrichtys novacula (pearly razorfish) is the source of this 13807-nucleotide messenger RNA. The record is from the annotation of a GenBank genome assembly. Lineage: Eukaryota; Metazoa; Chordata; Actinopteri; Labriformes; Labridae.